AUGGCAGUAGUGGACAUUGAAGAUGGCUUUCAAUCCUGGGGUUCACUCCAGUCCCUGGAGUUAAACUUGCCUCCUGGUUAUUCUUUCCAGGACCCCAGUGGGCUGAGGGAGCUCCUAGAGGACUGUUGGGAUGCAGACCCAGAAGCACGGCUGACUGCUGAGUGUGUAAGCAGCGCCUGGCAGCCCUGGCCCACCCACAGGAGGCCUACCUUUAUCCAGAGGACUAUCCACACAGCUGUCUACCUCUCUUCUCAGAAGACUAUCCCUCAACACCUGCUGCUGACAUUCUCCCCUGUAGGAGCGGCCUUAGCUGAGUGCCUGCCACUUGCCUCUAGCUUUGUAUGUUCCCCUCUUCUCUCUGCUUUUCUCCAGGGUUCCCUGUGCCACUACUUGACCCAGCACACUAGUGACUGGAGAAGUUCCCUGCGGAUGGCACUGUCCCUGGCCCAGGGGUUGGCAUUUCUCCAUGAGGAACGCUGGCAGAACGGUCAAUAUAAACCAGGCAUUGCUCACCGAGAUCUAAGUAGCCAGAAUGUGUUCAUUCGGGAAGACAGGUCAUGUGCCAUUGGAGACCUAGGCCUUGCUUUGGUACUCCCUGGGCUCACUCAGCCCUCUACCUGGGCCCCUAGUCAACCCCAAGGCCCAGCUGCCAUCAUGGAGGCUGGCACCCAGAGGUACAUGGCUCCAGAGCUCUUGGACAAGACUCUAGAUCUACAAGACUGGGGCACAGCCCUCCGGCGAGCAGAUGUUUACUCUCUGGCUCUGCUCCUAUGGGAGAUCCUGAGCCGCUGCCCAGAUUUGAGGCCUGACAGCAGACCACCACCCUUCCAACUGGCCUAUGAGGCAGAACUGGGCAGCACUCCUAGAACCUGUGAGCUCUGGACUUUGGCAGUAGAGGAGAGGAGGCGCCCCUACAUCCCAUCCACCUGGAGCUGUAUUGCCACAGACCCCAGUGGGCUGAGGGAGCUCCUAGAGGACUGUUGGGAUGCAGACCCAGAAGCACGGCUGACUGCUGAGUGUGUACAGCAGCGCCUGGCAGCCCUGGCCCACCCACAGGAGGCCUACCUUUAUCCAGAGGACUAUCCACACAGCUGUCUACCUCUCUUCUCAGAAGACUAUCCCUCAACACCUGCUGCUGACAUUCUCCCCUGUGAGCGGCCUUAGCUGAGUGCCUGCCACGUCAGUGUUCAGCAAGGCCCUAGCUCCAGUUCUCAUUUGUAA
This is a messenger RNA of Castor canadensis (American beaver), 1221 nucleotides long. The record is from RefSeq and is a predicted model, not a curated record. NCBI's taxonomy places the organism in Eukaryota, Metazoa, Chordata, Mammalia, Rodentia, Castoridae.